Diospyros lotus (date-plum) is the source of this 1290-nucleotide messenger RNA. RefSeq lists its product as uncharacterized. The record is from RefSeq and is a predicted model, not a curated record. The coding region runs from base 105 to 1088 and encodes 327 amino acids. The transcript has 3 exons. Lineage: Eukaryota; Viridiplantae; Streptophyta; Magnoliopsida; Ericales; Ebenaceae. Gene Ontology annotation, molecular function: polysaccharide binding.
UUAGAGAUUCUUAAAUCAUAUCUAUGGUAGGGUUAGAUCAUAAAAGCUUUCCAUCUCUGUUAAUGGUUUUCCAUACGCUUAAUCUUACAGUCAUUUCAUAAACCAUGUCCAUCUCUUCGUCUUCUUCUUCUUCUUCUUGGUUCAUCCAAAUCACUUUCUUCAUAAUUUCAUUCCUAACCUUAACGUUGGCACAAUCAAGCCUCUGCAGAACGUCAUGCGGCAAAAUCCCAAUCAACUACCCAUUCGGCAUUGACGACGGCUGCGGAAGCCCAUUCUACCGAUACAUCCUGGCCUGCUCCGCCGGCCAACUCGAGCUCCGAACGCCGUCCGGCAAAUACCCAGUUCGCAGCAUCAGCUACUCCGAACCCCACAUUAUCGUCUCCGACCCCUUCAUGUGGAACUGCCUCGACGGCGACCACUUCCGGCCUACGAGGCCCUUCAGCCUCGACACCAGCACCCACUUCUCCCUCUCCUCCCAGAACGACUACCUCUUCUUCAACUGCAGCGAAGAUCGCGUCAUUGUGAAGCCCAAGCCCAUGUUCUGCGAGCGCUUCCCAGAGCGGUGCGAGUCCUCGUGCGACAGCGCCAGUUAUCUCUGCCGGCAGCUGCCGGAAUGUCAGUCGGCGUUGGGCGGGGGCUCUUGCUGCUCUUACUACCCGAAGUCAACUGAAUCGCUGAUGCUGAUGCUGAAGUAUUGCGCGAGUUAUACGAGUGUUUACUGGAAGAAUAUUGGAGAUAACCCGCCGUAUGAUCAGGUUCCUGAGUAUGGAAUUAGGGUUGAUUUUGAUAUUCCGGUGACGACUCGUUGCCUUCAGUGUCAAGACGCCACGAAGGGAGCCGGAAGAUGUGGGUUUGAUACACGAACACAAGAGUUCUUGUGCCUCUGUGAUCAAGGGAAUGCCACCACUUACUGCAAUGAUCCAUCUUGGCAUAGGAAGAAGCUCACAGGACUUGUUGCAGGAACUGCAACUGCAGUUUCAGUAGCUGGAGCUGUGGGAAUAGGAGCAGGCAUAUGGUAUUUCAGAAAGCUGAAGGCGAAGGCACCUGUAGCGCAUGGGGUCCAGACCAACGAGAAUAGGCUCUUCUGAGGUCGGAAUAAACAAAGAUAAUUACACUUACGCAAACGCACACAUCUCUCCUUUAUUGAUUUUCUCAUAUAUUCUUCUUGUCUACCUUACUUUAUAUAUAUAUAUAUAUAUUGUUGAAUAUGUACAAGAUUUUGGAGAUAAAUUCAAAAGAAUCCACACAUUCUUGUGUUGAAAGAAAAGGAUAAAGCGAGUACCCAUAAAC